AUGGCCUCCUCAUCACAACCUUCGAGCUUCUUGCUCUACUCUUGUAUAGCACACCGCACAACUAUUCUUGCAGAGCACUCGUCACCCGGGACAUCCUCUACUGCAGCCUCUUCGCUAGCAUCCAUUAUCCUCCCUAAGAUCACGCAUGACAAGGCCCAGAAGCUCACUUACACACAUGAGCGUCUCUUCGUCCAUUACAUCGCAGAUUCACCCACAGGCUCUUCAGAUGAUGCUGGUCGCCAAGAACCGAACUCCUAUGCACCUCUCAGCUACAUCGUGGUGGCGACCGCCGAACAAGGCCGUCGCAUUCCAUUUGCCUUUCUCCUCGAGAUGAAACGCAAGUUCCUAUCGACCUACCCCCCUUCAAGCACUGAUUUCUCUUCUCUCCCCGCAUACGGCUGUGCCGCUUUUAACUCGGAGCUUCGUUCUCUCCUCCAAACAUACAACACCGCCCCGCCGUCGGACUCGCUUGCUUCAGCCCGACGGGAGAUCGACAGCGUCCGUGACAUUAUGACAGAGAACAUUGAGCGGGUACUUGAGCGUGGUGAACGGAUUGAUUUGUUGGUCGAUAAGACCGAUCGGCUCGGGGGCAGCGCGCACGACUUCCGAGUGCGUAGUCGCGGUCUGCGGCGGCGGAUGUGGUGGAAGAAUAUCAAGCUGAUGGUGCUUUUGGCUGUUGUGGUGGUCUUCCUCGUCUAUAUUUUCGUCGGUAUGGGAUGUGGCUUGCCGGCUUGGGGGAAGUGUGUUGGGCACAGUAAGUAG
Molecule: messenger RNA, 762 nt
Organism: Aspergillus udagawae
Lineage: Eukaryota; Fungi; Ascomycota; Eurotiomycetes; Eurotiales; Aspergillaceae
Product: synaptobrevin family protein
Exons: 2
Coding region: 1-762 (253 amino acids)
Biological process (GO): vesicle-mediated transport
Cellular component (GO): membrane
Source: RefSeq, a predicted model, not a curated record